Molecule: messenger RNA, 817 nt
Organism: Suillus subaureus
Lineage: Eukaryota; Fungi; Basidiomycota; Agaricomycetes; Boletales; Suillaceae
Exons: 1
Coding region: 68-478 (136 amino acids)
Source: RefSeq, a predicted model, not a curated record
GAUACCACCUGGCCUGCCCGUGCGCGGUAGAAAGUCAGCAGAUAAACCCAGACCAUUGUACCUUCGCAUGAACGCCGUCCCUGUAUCGCCCACCGACCAUUACUCUACAUCAUUACCGCCCACACCUUCCUCGACUAGCGCAACCUCCGCUUACUUCCCCCCUACGCCUCGUACGCCAAGUUUCGACGCGGCAGAACUGCGGAGAAAGCGGAUGGCAAAACUUGCACGGCAUCUAGGCGAGAAUGUGCCUCCUGAAUUAGUCACAGCACAUGGACCGCCUGCUCAAUUACGUUCUGAAGGCGUGCCCAACAGGAAGCGACGCAGCAUGUCCGUCGACCUCACGAGCCCACCUAUCGCUCCGAGGCCUAAAGUUUCCUCAGAGACUCGGACAAACAGCGAUUGGGUUGGCGAGUGGAAUCGACCUGAUAUCAGAGACGUUCAGAGGGAACUGAGAAAUCUCAAGGCUGUGCGAUGGUAAUGACUUCGCAGUUUGGGUGGCUUCUAUUACCCCAUCACAUGAUUUUAUGCCCCCGUAUUAUGACAUCCUACUGGCUGCAGGCAUCCAGCCGGACGACAUGCAAUUUACGAUAACUAGCCAUAUCUACAUAUGUAUCACGUUAGGCGUUUCUUCACAUCAAUAAUUCAUACAUCCGCAAGUACGUACUACUACUGAGAUCAUUUGUAAAACAUAAUACAUACGCGUGGGCAUCGGUCGCACAUCAUGCAUUCCCUCUUACACAGGCCGAAGUUCCGAGUACACACAAUGCUCUAUUUUUAGAAUAGUGACCCACUUUGGCACUUUUGCUUUCGAGUUGAC